AUGUCUGUUACAUUAGUCAAGGUCAUUAAAAAUAUAAAUAUAAUUGAGAAAAAUAAGGUCUCUGGUCAAGUCUUUAUUACUUUAAUAGAAGAAAAGCUUUUAGCCUCUCUGUAUAUCCUUCUUAGCGGAUCAGUUGAAGUAAUAGUACUUUUGAUCAAGAAACUUAUUUGCAAAGUGCAAGCUACAUAUGCUAAUAAACCUCAAAAUCCUAUAUCAACUUCUAAAGAAAGUUUUUAA
Messenger RNA from Funneliformis mosseae, 237 nucleotides. The record is from the annotation of a GenBank genome assembly. Lineage: Eukaryota; Fungi; Glomeromycota; Glomeromycetes; Glomerales; Glomeraceae.